AUGGGAGCUCCCAUUGCGGUCAUCAUCAUCAUCACCAUCAUCAUCAUCAUCACCAUCAAGCACCAGAUGAUCGUUUCCCAGAGAAAACUGUCUAAAUCCUUGUUGAAGCAUGGGAACACAGCAGGGAAAUCCUCCAUCACGGUGAUUGCUGAAGAAUUAUCUGGCAAUGAUGACUACGUUGAACUUGCAUUCAAUGCACGGAAAUUGGAUGACAAGGAUUUCUUCAGUAAAUCUGACCCAUUUCUGGAAAUUUUUCGUAUGAAUGAUGAUGCAACCCAGCAGCUUGUACACCGAACUGAGGUUGUGAUGAAUAACUUAAGCCCAGCCUGGAAAUCAUUCAAAGUAUCAGUCAAUUCUCUAUGCAGUGGAGAUCCAGACCGCCGGCUGAAGUGCAUAGUAUGGGACUGGGACUCCAAUGGCAAACAUGACUUCAUUGGAGAAUUCACCUCGACAUUCAAAGAGAUGAGAGGAGCAAUGGAAGGGAAACAGGUGCAGUGGGAGUGCAUCAACCCCAAGUACAAAGCCAAGAAGAAGAACUAUAAGAACUCAGGCAUUGUGAUUUUGAAUCAGUGCAAGAUCCACAAGAUGCAUUCUUUCUUGGACUACAUCAUGGGCGGCUGCCAAAUCCAGUUUACAGUAGCUAUAGAUUUCACUGCCUCAAAUGGGGACCCCAGGAACAGCUGUUCCCUGCACUACAUCCACCCUUACCAACCCAACGAGUACCUGAAAGCCUUGGUGGCUGUGGGCGAGAUUUGCCAAGACUAUGACAGUGACAAAAUGUUCCCGGCCUUUGGGUUCGGUGCCAGGAUACCCCCAGAGUACACGGUCUCUCACGACUUCGCAAUCAACUUUAAUGAAGACAACCCAGAAUGUGCAGGAAUUCAAGGAGUUGUGGAAGCCUAUCAGAGCUGCCUUCCCAAGCUCCAACUCUAUGGUCCCACCAACAUCGCCCCCAUCAUUCAGAAGGUCGCCAAGUCAGCAUCAGAAGAGACUAACACCAAGGAGGCAUCGCAAUACUUCAUCCUGCUGAUCCUCACCGACGGCGUCAUCACAGACAUGGCCGACACCCGGGAGGCCAUCGUCCACGCCUCCCACCUCCCCAUGUCGGUCAUCAUCGUCGGGGUGGGCAACGCUGACUUCAGCGACAUGCAGAUGCUGGAUGGUGACGAUGGCAUUCUGAGGUCACCCAAGGGAGAGCCUGUCCUUCGAGACAUCGUCCAGUUCGUGCCCUUCAGGAACUUCAAACACGCAUCUCCAGCUGCCCUGGCAAAGAGUGUGUUGGCCGAAGUCCCAAAUCAAGUCGUGGACUAUUACAAUGGCAAAGGGAUUAAGCCAAAAUGUUCAUCAGAAAUGUAUGAGUCUUCCAGAGCACUAGCGCCGUGAACUCCGCACGCUUUUCCAGAGUUCUGAAACACUAUUCCUGAUAACAUUUACUACUUCUACUACUCCUGUACUUAAAAAGACACACACACAUACACACUUAAAAAAUAGCACGUUUGGGUGAUUUUUAACUGACAAUUUUUUUUGCAUGUGUAGCCCUGAGGCCUGGAUCUGUUAAGCUCUUGUAUUGUCAAAGACUUUUUACAAGGAAACACAAAUAAUUGUAACUUACUCUUUACAUUAUAGCAUGUCGCCUUGAAAUAAAAUAUUGUCUGUAUCCAUUUUUUAUACAAGUUUGUCGAAAUUUUGCUAAAUUUCUUAUUAUCUUUACACUGUGAAGCAUUUUGAAACAUUUACCGAACGUCGAUAGCCAAAACAUAUUUGGUUUUAUCUGCUACGGGAUGAGAGACUUUUCAAAAUGGCAGAUGCAUGGACUGUAUUUUGCAUGUUUAAAAUAAAAACAAACCAACGA
Panthera uncia (snow leopard) is the source of this 1852-nucleotide messenger RNA. RefSeq names its product copine 4 (gene CPNE4). Gene Ontology annotation, biological process: cellular response to calcium ion. The record is from RefSeq and is a predicted model, not a curated record. NCBI's taxonomy places the organism in Eukaryota, Metazoa, Chordata, Mammalia, Carnivora, Felidae. The coding region runs from base 1 to 1383 and encodes 460 amino acids. Gene Ontology annotation, molecular function: calcium-dependent phospholipid binding. Gene Ontology annotation, cellular component: plasma membrane. The transcript is spliced from 14 exons.